This is a messenger RNA of Suncus etruscus (white-toothed pygmy shrew), 1206 nucleotides long. It is a transcript of the gene MRPL38, whose product is annotated as mitochondrial ribosomal protein L38. The transcript has 9 exons. Gene Ontology annotation, cellular component: mitochondrial large ribosomal subunit. The record is from RefSeq and is a predicted model, not a curated record. NCBI's taxonomy places the organism in Eukaryota, Metazoa, Chordata, Mammalia, Eulipotyphla, Soricidae. The coding region runs from base 9 to 1151 and encodes 380 amino acids.
AAAGCAAGAUGGCGGCGCCCUUAUGGCGAGCCGCGCUGCGGGUCGGCUGGGGGUGUCCGGGCUUUAGCACGUCGGCCGCCCUGAGCCGCCGGACCCCGCCGCUGGGCCCGAUGCCCAACGAGGACAUCGACGUGAGCAACCUGGACCGGCUGCAGAAGUACCGGAGCUUCCGUCGCUACCGGCGCCGCGCGGAGCAGGAGGCGCGGGCCCCGCACUGGUGGCGGACCUACCGGGACUACUUCGGGGCGAAGCCAGAUCCUAAAGACAAAAUUGACAUUGGGCUGCCCCCUCCCAAAGUGAACCGGGCCCAGCAGCUCCUGGAGCGAAAGCAGUUCCUCAGAGAACUCCGUGCCAAUGUGGAGGAGGAGAGGGCUGCACGCCUGGGCACAGCAAGCAUCCCUCUGGAAGCGGUGCGGGCCGAGUGGGAGCAAACCUGCGGCCCUUACCAUAAGCAGCGCCUGGCCGAGUACUGUGGCCUCUACCGGGACCUGUUUAAUGGCGCCACCUUUGUGCCCCACGUUCCCCUGCACGUGGCCUAUGCUGUCGGGGAGGACGACCUGAUGCCCGUGUACCACGGCAACGAGGUGACCCCCACCGAGGCCGCCUGCGCCCCAGAAGUGAGCUAUGAGGCAGACAAGGGUUCCCUGUGGACACUGCUGCUCACCAACCUGGAUGGACACUUGCAGGAGCCUGACGCUGAAUACCUGCACUGGCUGGUCACCAACAUCCCGGACAACAGAGUGACAAAAGGCCAAGAGACGUGUCCCUAUCUGCCCCCCUUCCCUGCGCGUGGCUCUGGCUUCCACCGACUUGUCUUCUUGCUCUUCAAGCAGGACAGGCCCAUCGAUUUCUCUGGGGACACCCGGCCCACACCCUGCUACCAGCUGGCCCAGCGAACCUUCCACACGUUCCAUUUCUACAAGAAGCAUCAGGAGGCCCUGACCCCGGCCGGCCUGGCCUUCUUCCAGUGCCGCUGGGAUGAGUCGGUCACCCACAUCUUCCACCAGCUUCUGGACAUGCGGGAACCCGUGUUUGAAUUUGUCCGCCCCCCGCCUUACCACCCCAAGCAGAAGCGCUUCCCACACCUGCAGCCGUUACGCUAUCUGGACCGGUACCGGGACGCUUACGAGCCCACCUAUGGCAUCUAUUAGUAACCACAGUGCCACCCGGAAGCUCAGCACUGGAGACAGGAGGCCCGAGUUCCCG